Messenger RNA from Lodderomyces orthopsilosis Co 90-125, 1188 nucleotides. RefSeq lists its product as uncharacterized. The coding region runs from base 1 to 1188 and encodes 395 amino acids. The transcript has a single exon. Lineage: Eukaryota; Fungi; Ascomycota; Pichiomycetes; Serinales; Debaryomycetaceae. The record is from RefSeq and is a predicted model, not a curated record. Gene Ontology annotation, molecular function: protein binding.
AUGACGGAUAUCAUACCACAAGCAAGAGGUUUCCUAGCUACAUCUCAACCAGAAAAGGCAUUGGAAAUACUUACACCUCACAUCACAUCCAAUACAUCAUCACCAGAAUUUCUCUCCAUAUUAGGUGAAACUUUACUUGAGAAUAAUCAAUUAGAACAAGCUUAUAAUGUACUAAUACAAGCAUGUGAACUAGAUCCUGAUGCUUCAUUGGGAGUUGAAAAAUUCUUGUAUUUGGGACAAAUUAUCGGUGGUGCAGAUGGGUUGAAUUAUAUAAAUACCGGAUUGAAUAAAUUGAAUGAAAUAUUAGCUAGUAUCACCCAAGGUGAUCUAUCGCAAGAGGAAUUGUCUAAGGGAGGCUACAAGGAUGUUAACGAGUACAAGGGCUGGGUGAUCAAGAAAUUGAACUCUGGUAUUUUUGCCAGUAUUGAAAUUUGGAUGACUGAUUUGUGUAUGGAACUGGAGGCAGAAUCAAAAUGUAAUGAAUUGAUUGAAUUUAGUUUGUCAAUAGAUCCAAGCAAUCCUGAAUCUUUGUCUUUAUUAUCAUCAAUUAGAAUUUCCCAACAACGUCAACAAGAUGCCAUUAAUGCGUUGAAUAAAUCAUGGGAAUUGUUCAAGUUGCAAAAGACAAAAUUGGAGGAUUUUGCCAAUAAAAAGGAGACAAAUGAAGAAACUACCACUGGUGGCGAUGCAUUUGAAGUGGGGAUGGAGUACGUUGAAUUGAUUCAGCCUUUAGUUACAUUAUCUCGAUAUGCAAUUGAAUUAGAACAAUAUGAAACUGCCAUUGAUAUUGCUUCUAAUAUCCAAGACAUUAAUGAUUCAAUACUAGAUGCAUUUUAUAUCGAAGCAUUGGCCAACCUAUUCAAAGCCAAACAAAUUUCAACUGCAGAUAACAGUAUCAAGUCUGCUAAUGAUGAUUUUGAUUAUCGAGAAUUGGAAGUUUCUCAAUUGAAAAAUACACCGGAGAUCAAACAAAUUUUAUCAGAUACGAGAUCGAUUUUAACUUCAGCUUAUAAGAUCAUCAAUAGUGAAUUGGGAGCUGAAAACGAUCCAGUAUUGGUUGAACAAGUGAAUGAAUUGUUGAAUCAAUUGGGUGGUCCAGUAAUGAGUGAGUUGAUGCCCAAGAGAGAAAAUUUGGAUGAUGAUGAAGUGAAUUGGGAAGAAGAAAUUGUUUCUGAUAAUGAAGAGUAA